Monomorium pharaonis (pharaoh ant) is the source of this 2398-nucleotide messenger RNA. It is a transcript of the gene Pus7, whose product is annotated as pseudouridylate synthase 7 homolog. Gene Ontology annotation, cellular component: nucleus. Gene Ontology annotation, molecular function: pseudouridine synthase activity; RNA binding. The record is from RefSeq and is a predicted model, not a curated record. NCBI's taxonomy places the organism in Eukaryota, Metazoa, Arthropoda, Insecta, Hymenoptera, Formicidae. The coding region runs from base 151 to 2328 and encodes 725 amino acids. Gene Ontology annotation, biological process: pseudouridine synthesis. The transcript is spliced from 6 exons.
GGUGACACGUGGUUAUGUUACCGAGUACGUAUCCGGCUGCCUCCCGUUGACACAGUCCCGACAUUCGACGAAUGAUAACUGGGCCGUACCUCGAAUCAGAUUUGACAUAGUAAAAGCUGAUAGUCUCACGGUUAUUGCAGUCGCUAGACGAUGUCCAACGUUAAGGUCGCUGGUACGCGCGGAGGUUCCGUCAGGAACGAUGACAGGAGUCGCGAGUCAAGGCGCAGAGGUAACUACCAGCACAAGUCCGGCGGAAGAGGUUUCAAACGCCCGUUCGACCGGUCCCCGCGAGAAAACGCGAAGAGAAACAAGCCCGACGUCGGCAGCAGACUGAAGGAAUCUGACAUAGGAAUCACGGAGUACAUCGGCGAUCACUCCGGCUUUUUCGCGAUAAUCAAAGAGAGGUACAAUGACUUUCAUGUAAACGAGAUAGAUCUUGACGGACAGAUAGCUAAGCUGACUUGUCAAAACAUCCCGCGCGAUCCCUGUAACGACGAGAAUAUCGAGGAUCUAAAAACGUUGGUGCCGCCAGCGAUUUGGGACCAGCUACAAGUCCUGGGAAAGGAGAAUCCUUCGAGCGUGGAAAUCGAUGUGACCAAUGUCGAUAAAGUCGCACGCAGAACAAUUCAUACGAUUGCCAAGAAAUUAGCUAAUGUCGUCAGUCAGACAGUCGACAAAGGUGAUAGAAAGUUCCUCACAAUUGUGCCAAAUGCCGAAAGAGAUAAAAAUGUUCACAAGACGCGCAAGGACAAGAGAAUAGAUUGGAGCAGAUGCGGUGGGGAGUACUGUCACUUUCUGCUGCACAAGGUGAACAUGGACACGAUGGGCAUCGUGAAUCAGUUGGCUGCGAACUUGCGGUUACAGCCGAAUAACUUUUGCUAUGCCGGCACAAAAGACCGACGUGCCUGGACGACUCAGUGGAUGAGUCUGCGAAAGGUAGAGCCACAGAUGAUAUUGAGGAGGAGCAAAAGUAUACGCGGCGCGUACGUAGGAAACUUUAAGUACGCUAAUAAAAGCCUGAAACUAGGGAUGCUACGCGGCAAUCGAUUCAGGAUCGCACUAAGAAACGCUCGUGAGACGAAUGAGAAGAUCGAGCAAGCGAUGACAUCGUUGCGUGAUAACGGCUUCAUAAAUUAUUACGGUUUACAAAGAUUCGGCUCGGUAGCUACGAUACCCACGCACGAAAUCGGAAAGUGUCUGCUUCAGGGUAAAUGGCAUGAAGCGAUUGAAUUAAUUUUGAAACCACGGUCGGAAAACGACAAGGAAUUGACGGAGGCUAGACGAGUUUACGCGGAGACUAAGGAUGCCCGUGCUGCCUAUGCCAAGCUGAAGAGAACCGAUACUAUCGAGGCCAGACUUCUAAACGGCCUGCAAAUAUCGAGUGACAAAAAUCCUCAGGGCGCGCUCGACUCGAUCCCUCGAAACAUUCGAUUAAUGUAUAUCCAUGCCUAUCAAAGUUUCAUAUGGAAUCGUAUCGUCUCGAGAAGAAUAAAACAAUUCGGAACGAAUGUGAUCGUAGGCGAUUUAGUUUAUGAUAAACAGAAUUGCAAAGAGAUAAUAAAUAACGAAAGUACGGAUUAUUCCUUGAAUGACAAUGAUGACGUUAUAGAUAAAACCAAUACUACUUCUGUUGAAGAGAAAGAUACUGAUUCUAUGUCGAAUGAAACGAGUAAAGAAAACGUGGAACAAAAUGAUUUUCCAAUAGUGAAAAUUCUUACGGAAGAGGAUUUGUCGAAUUACACUCUGGCUGACGUGGUCAUGCCUCAGCCCGGAUGGAAAGUUACUUAUCCGCCGUACGCGAAGGCUUGGUUCGACGAGUUUUUAGCAGAGGAUGGAUUAACUACCGAUCUUAGACAGAACAAUAAAAAAUACAGCUUGAGUGGAGCCUACAGAAAUAUAUUAGAAGUUCCAACGAAUCUAACUUGGAAGAUUAUGCAUUAUGAAAACAAACAUGAUGACCUGAUUCUGUCAGAUAUCGACGAAAUGAAAAAAGUUACACCUCCACAAGAUAAACCAGAUGGAAAAUACAAAGCAUUGAUCAUAGAAAUGUGUCUAAAAUCUAGCAGUUACGCCACAAUGGCCCUGCGUGAAGUUUUAAAAAAUGAUACUUCAGCGGAAACGCAAGCCACAUUAUCCGCCGUACAGGAUGCGGAGAACACACAACUUGAUAUAAUUGCAGACGAAAGUGAUAAUAGAAACUUAACGGAAACUGAAAAAGAUAGUAUAGAGGAAAGUACUAUCAAUACCGUGAAGAAUAUCGAUGUAAAAACAAAUGAAGCAAUGAAGAUAGAUGAGAAUGUAUCAGAGACAUGUCAAAAUUCAUUGUAAAAUAUCUUUUGUAAAUGGUGCAUAUUGUUAUUAACAUUAUUCUCUUUUAUAAAUAAAUUCUGAAAAAUUG